This is a messenger RNA of Seriola dumerili (greater amberjack), 1449 nucleotides long. It is a transcript of the gene nrarpa, whose product is annotated as NOTCH regulated ankyrin repeat protein. Gene Ontology annotation, molecular function: enzyme inhibitor activity; protein binding; phosphatase regulator activity. Bases 615 to 953 code for a protein of 112 amino acids. The record is from RefSeq and is a predicted model, not a curated record. Lineage: Eukaryota; Metazoa; Chordata; Actinopteri; Carangiformes; Carangidae. The transcript has 2 exons. Gene Ontology annotation, cellular component: cytoplasm.
AGGGCAGAGACUCGCGGACCGCGCGGAGGACACAGACCGGGCCACACGGUGGAUUUCUAUCGUUUUCGUCGCUACGGACCCGUCCAUCUGUCACAGACACCCUGGCCACAUGAGCAGCGACAUAUAGCCUGGAUGCGUAGCCAGGAACCAGGUCGGACCGUUUAAGGAAAAAACCUGCGGGGACCCAGCAACGAGGAGGCUGCUCUGUGGAGAUAGUGGUCAGACUUCCAAUUUCCCCAAGUGAAGUCGGAGGCGUCUCUCUUCUCCAUCCCUUGCGAUAGGCUACCUGCUGCUGCUACAGAGGGGAAACUACAUCUAGGGGCCCCUGGAUCGCAUGAGAGCACCCUUCAAUGUUUUAGGGAUUUUAGGAUCUCUCAAAUAUUAACAUUUUUUGCACACCGAGUGUGUUAUUUCCUCUCUUGUCCUUUUUGGGAUAUACACAGUGAUCUUUUUUUCUCUUUUAGUACUUUAAAGUGCCUUAAUAGCUGGUUAUAAUCCAGUGUAACUGUGGCAUUGUUACCAGACCAGAGACGCUCAGCAGGGAGAAGACAUUAUUAUCAGCUUUAGAGCCCAGGCAGGAUUACUGGUUCCCCACCAUCCAGCGAGCUGCAACCAUGAGCCAGGCGGAUGUGUCGACUUGCUCCGCGCCGCAGAGGGUUUUCCAGGAGGCGGUGAAGAAGGGCAACACCAAGGAGCUUCACUCGUUGCUGCAGAACAUGACAAACUGCGAGUUCAACGUCAACUCCUUCGGGCCAGAAGGGCAGACAGCCCUCCACCAGUCCGUUAUUGACGGGAACCUGGAGCUGGUAAAACUGCUGGUGAAGUUUGGUGCAGAUAUCCGGCUGGCCAACAGGGAAGGGUGGAGCGCUUUACACAUCGCCGCCUUCGGGGGCCACCAAGACAUUGUGCUAUACCUCAUCACCAAGGCCAAGUACUCCUCUGGCGCCCGGUGAUCUGUCUCUGCUGUCAGGUAAAAUAAGAAAAGUAACAAAUAACAAAACAACAGCAACAAGUGGAAAAUAAAACUGCAACACACGGGAAAGCCAGGCUCUUUUUAAAAAGCAAAACAAACUGCCAUUAUCUACAUAGUUGUGCCAAAUUAUAUAAAAAGGAAAUACAAAAUAGGCCUGCACAGUAAUCUUCCCUCACUGUAAACCAAACGGGGCCCUCUCUGCACUCCCGAGUGAAGCCACCGCAUGGUUCAUACACAGCGCUUCAGCUUCAACACGACUCUUUAACAAAAGAAACGCCAUUUCGGUGAGUUUGUUGGUACUAAAGCUUUCCUCUUGAAUGUGUAUACUAGAUCGUGUCGUCCAUUAUAAAAGAAGCCAGUCUCUGUGUAUCACAUGUGUGUGUGUAUGUGUGUGUUUGGACUCCAGAGUGCAGAUGGCCCAGUUUUUUUUCCUCUAUCCAUGACCUCCCAUCCUCAGUACAGUUGAAUAGUUUCUU